Molecule: messenger RNA, 579 nt
Organism: Aspergillus pseudonomiae
Lineage: Eukaryota; Fungi; Ascomycota; Eurotiomycetes; Eurotiales; Aspergillaceae
Exons: 3
Coding region: 134-547 (137 amino acids)
Source: RefSeq, a predicted model, not a curated record
CUACAUGAGUAAUAUAAGAAGGGAGUGUCUUUCGCACUCUUCUCAGUAUCCCAUCAUUCAAUCACUCAAUCAAUACUACCACUACGAUCCAAAGUUUCUCUCCAUUCUCCAUCACCUUCCACUCUAGCCCACCAUGUCCUUCCACUACGAUACUCGUCAGGGAGACAACGAGCAGUACAGCAUGGGAUUCGAAAUCGGCGGCCGCCAGUCAGACGCCUUCCCCACGCCAUGUUCUGCCCUGAAAGCUGGUGGAUUCGUCCUCCUCAAGGGCCAUCCUUGCAGGAUUACGGACAUAUAUCCAUGUUCAGCUGACGGCUCCGUGGUCCAGAUUCUGGGAACCAAUGUCCAGACCGGAGAAAUAUGGGAGGACAUAUACCCUCUCCGCGAAACGGUCUUUGUCCCUCGCAUGUCCCAGGAAAAUUACAGUCCGACUUCAUCCAGCCGCAAGGGAAGCAUGGACCUCCAGAGCCGCAGAGCGGGCCCUGGUAGCCACAUAAGUGCCAGAUCCCGCCAACCCAGUGACGCUGGACGUUACCUCAAUUACUGAACUUCGGACUAUUCUCGCGAUGUCGUUGCCAU